AUGGACAUCUCCAAGGCGGCACCUAAGACUGCCAGCAAACCCGUCACCAGGGUCUCGGGUGUUACGGCUCCUGGCAGCCCUCGCAAGGGACCCCCUAAAUUUAAACAGCGCUCAACACGCCAGUUCAAAAGCAAGCCGCCAAAGAGGGGCGUUCUUGGGUAUGGUGAAGACAUUCCUGGAAUGGAGGGCUUGGGCACAGAUAUCACAGUGAUCUGCCCAUGGGAAGCCUACAGUCAUCUGGAGCUGCAUGAGUUAGCACAGUAUGGCAUCAUUUAG
Molecule: messenger RNA, 276 nt
Organism: Chanos chanos (milkfish)
Lineage: Eukaryota; Metazoa; Chordata; Actinopteri; Gonorynchiformes; Chanidae
Product: retinal cone rhodopsin-sensitive cGMP 3',5'-cyclic phosphodiesterase subunit gamma-like
Exons: 3
Coding region: 1-276 (91 amino acids)
Biological process (GO): positive regulation of epidermal growth factor receptor signaling pathway; positive regulation of G protein-coupled receptor signaling pathway; visual perception
Cellular component (GO): photoreceptor outer segment membrane
Molecular function (GO): cGMP binding; 3',5'-cyclic-nucleotide phosphodiesterase activity
Source: RefSeq, a predicted model, not a curated record